AGAGGAUUAAACAGUUUCUUCUGGGAACAUGGAUUGAAUUCAAUUUAAUUGGACUUGAUGAAGACUUUUCUGUAUUUCUGUUACCUGCGUGAGUGCAAGGUUUGACGCACAGGCGCACUCCCAUCAGCAAUAUAUGCAUCUAUCUACAACUCACUACAGUACCUACCAAGCUGCAGAAAUGGGAAUGUAUCGCCAUUCCAACUUACAACAGACCCCAACUAUACCUGGCUUAUUUUUAGGAAAACACAUCCUCUUAUUUACAUGCGCUCUUCUGCUCAACCUCGUGAUGCAUCGUUACUUGCCACAAAUGGAUCGUCAAGCAUACAGCCACGGCCUUUCACCUUUCUACUCUUGCAAGCGAAGCUUGUGAUGUCGGCCAACGAUUUGACCCAGCACAACUUACAAGAUUCAUGUUAUGAUCAUCACCUUCGGGCAUGGAAGGAUUUCUACAGACGAGUAAUACACGAGUUCAACUUCAUUCGUGACAUCACUGCCUCUUCCCCAAAAUGUUGGGUGCCACCUUCCGCCUGUUGAACUCUCUUGAUGAGGAGAGGACUUUACUGCCGUGUUUGGUUCUUUCCUUGAUCAUGAGGUUGUGUGACUUGGGUACCUUUGACCUUGGCGCAGUACCUUAGAACAAGGAAACUUCCGAGAUCAUCCUUUCAUCAUCCUCAUAAGUUUGCAAGACGUCUUUGGGAAGAACUGGACAGCUCAACGCUGAAAGACACCAGAUUCGGAUCUCAUCUUAUCAACAACUGUACCUGCAUCCACAUUCACAAUGGAGAAACCUACACCUAAUCCCAAGCAUCAUCAGCAUCACGCUCAUCACUCCCUCGAGCAUGAUAACCAACAACCUUCAGGCUACAAGUCCCGCGACUUCAGCUCACCGCUCGAGCCGGAGCUAGAGGAGCAGGACCUCCCGAGUGUGCCGAUCCAUACACUGCAAAGUCUGAGUGCACCAGUUGUUUGCCCAAAGUGUGGAGUAAGGGCCAUGACUAUCACAAUGGUGAAACCUGGUAGUUUCACUCUUGCCCUCGCCGGGAUUGCGUUCAUCACUACUUGCUGGCUGCUGAUGCCUCUUCCCUUUCUUAUGUCCUCGACCAAGGAUGUUCUUCAUCGGUGUGGCAAUUGUAAAAUACUUAUUGCUGAGUGGCACCGAAGGGGUCGUACUGAAGUCCUCGCCUACCCAGAAGUGGACGGGGCUAAGGAUGAGAAUAAGGAUGAGGUCAAGGUCGAGGAUAAGUCGAGGGAAAGUCACUUGCUUUGA
This is a messenger RNA of Fusarium odoratissimum NRRL 54006, 1267 nucleotides long. RefSeq lists its product as uncharacterized. Gene Ontology annotation, molecular function: zinc ion binding. The transcript has 3 exons. NCBI's taxonomy places the organism in Eukaryota, Fungi, Ascomycota, Sordariomycetes, Hypocreales, Nectriaceae. The record is from RefSeq and is a predicted model, not a curated record. The coding region runs from base 779 to 1267 and encodes 162 amino acids.